GUAAAAUGAAGCAUGAUAGCCAUGAUAGCUAAUACAAAUACCUAACUCAUAAGCAUAAAACAAGCAACGUAAGGUUCCAGUUGAUGAACGAUUCACGGCUGGUGUGUAUCAAGGCUCAAUAACAAGCCGGCCGCCGCCGCGGUCCGCCGGUGACCGGGAGCCGCCGCCGCCAUGGACGGCCCCCCGGAGGCUCCUCCCGAUGAGGAGGAGCAGCUGGAGGAGCUGGAGGCCGAGCAGGUGUACCUGCUGAUGCGCAAGGAGUACCGCAUCUCGCGGAACGUGCGCGCCCAGUGGUACUUCAACCACCUGGACCGCGUGAUUCAGGUGCCCAAACGGCACCGGCUGGAGGAGUUUGGCGAGGAGCUGGACGUGGUCUCGGUGAUCCCGUCGGUACCGCCGCCCGACUGGGACUCGGACACCAGCCACCUGUACCGGUACCGGGUCACGGCGCGUACCGGGCUCACCUUCCUGGCGCACGUGUACCGACUGGUGUUCUGCCUGGACCUCAGCCCCUCCGUGGCCACCGUGGACACCAGCAGCGGAGUGGUGCUGCUGGAUGCCGUGUUCCCCACGCUGAAACGCUGUCUGGAGGGCAUCACACGGCCGUUCUACGUACCGGGCAGUGAGCUUCUGUACAAGCCUCAUCUGUACAUCACUGUCAUCGCACAUACGCCCUUCUUCACCACCCAGACACACCAGGUGCUGGUGCAGGGCUGGCUGCUGACCGAGAACAACCUCACCUCCUUCCUCGACUGUGUGGCCACCAAGCUGAACGACAUCGAGGACAAGUUUGCCGACGUGACGGCCAUGGCCAACGACCAGCUGGAGGCUCAGAGGCUGGAGUCGGAGCGGCUGGUGGGUAAGCUGUUUGAAGACGAGCCCGGUGGAGGGGACAGCUCGGCCGCCUCUCCCGCCGUGCCGAUGGUCUCUCCGGACAUGGGCUUUGUCAACAUGCUACGAUACGGCAUCCUGGCCCUGCAGCUGCUGCCGGAGAACAGCAGCGCAGGUCUGGUGGUGGUGACGGACGGCGCCAUCGGCCUCCCGGACGCCACCAUGUUCGACUCCCUCCUCGUGCAGCUGCGUAACAACACGGUGGCUUGCUCGUUCCUGCGGCUGGGCUCCGGGUGCCAGCCGAGCGCCGGGCUCGGCUCGCUGCCCUACACCGACCUGAUGCACUUCCUGGCCACGGCCACGUGCGGUGCGCUUCUGGUCCGACUGCCGGCCGUGCUCAGAGACUACGACUACGUCAUGAACGUCUAUCACCGCGCCUUCCUCUCCUGGGGAUUCCAAAAGAGUCUGGUGGGCCUCAGCCAGCUGGAGGAGGAGCACGCGACUGGAGCGGGACCGGCCGACGCGACCUGGUCGCCAGAGCAUCCGUCCGGGUACCUGCCCGACACGCGGGAGGACCUCAUCUGCAAACACCAGUCGUCUGGAGAGCUCCGCUCCAGUCUGGAGAGUGUGCUCAGCUGCAGACUGCGGGAGGGGUACAACAUCCGCUCCGUCAGCGUCGAGGACAGCACCAUCCAGAUCGACCUGGUGUUGCCCUGGAAGUACUCCAUCUUCAUCGAGUACCGGCUGAGGUCUGCCUGGCCGGCCACCCGCUGUGCGGACAGCAGCGUUCAGUUCGAGCUCGAUAUCCGAGCCAGCUACGACUUUCUUCACGACGUGCUGGCUCCUUGCGCGGCCAACCGCGCCCGCUCGCCCUACCGCCAGGCCAUGUUCAACAAGUUCUGGAGCCACCUGCAGGCGAUGCGGAACAGCGACCAGUUGCUGGAGCACCUGCACUCGUUCAGCAGCAGUCCCACGCUGUACACGGUGCCGGAGGUGGUGCGCAGCGGCGGGCCGCUCUUCUACCUCUCGGAGACCACCGGCGCGCCGGAGCCGUUCUCAGGCGACCCGACGCACCAGGCGUUCUGCAACUUCUGGACGCCGGUCUGCAUGCUGGACAUCAACAUCUGGCAGAAGUGGAUGCACGCGCACCGGAUCGGUCUGCUGCUCGAGCACGACCACCCGCUGCCGAAGCACCUGUACCUGCCCAACACGAGCGGGCGGUACAACCCGGUCCAGUGCCGACAGGCCGCCAAAGCCGUCACCGCCAUGCUGGCUCAGGUGACCGACUUUGCGCUGCUUGACGGACACUCGUACAUCAAGUUUCUGUAUGACAGUGAGGGAGGAGGGCAGCGUGCGAACCUGGCGGUGCGGCCGCCCUGUAUGGUGGUGAGGCUAGCCUUCCUGGGAGGCACGCCAGGCCACCGGCGCAACCAGAUCGUCAAGGACCUGCGCGAGCGGAUCCUGGCGCUGACGUUCACCGAGAGUCAGACGGCGCUGUCGGCCGACCCGCCGAUCCGAAAACACGCCCGGCUCCUGGAGAAGCCCGACCAGCCCAAGACGGUGGCCAUUGAUGACGGUACGCCCGAGCGGGGAGUGAUGGUCGAACACUACGGAGGCAGCCGCGCCGCCGCCCAGGAGGUGCGCUGCUGCGUGCUGCUCAAGAAGCCCGUCGAGAAGUUUCUGAUUCGGUACGACCGCGUGCCGCGCAACUUUCUGAGCCCUGUGAUCCAGCAGACGCAGCCGGCGGGCCGACCGCGGCCGCGCGCGCCCACCAUGUUCAACACACUGUCCCGCUACCUGCACCACCGGCGCUGGGUGUGGGACAUGCAGGACGCCGGCGGGCCCUCCCUCUCCAUGGCCGCCAUGGGACGCAUCAUCGCCACCGUCAUCAAGACGCGCCUGCAGGAGGGCUUCAGCUUCGCGCACACGUCGAACGGGGUGCUGAACCUGGUGCUGGAGCUGGAGAUGCAGCACCCGCACUGCCGGCCGGCCGGCGGCGCGCUGGCGCCCCAGUCGCACCCGUUCGUCGUUCAGUAUGUGCUGUUUCCUCCACACAUCACGGCUCCGCCCGGCAGUGGCGACAAUCUCUCUGUGUCGGAGGAUGAGCCCGGCGAGGCCGAGAUGGAAUCCAUUGAGUCCGACUCGAUGGCCGAAAUCGUCACAGAGUGCUGGAUCGAGCCGCAGAGCGGUCACCUGGUCACCCAGCGGGAGCGGCAGGUGCACUUCAACAACCUCACCUACGAUCGGGUGGCCGGCACGUUCUACCAGCUCGACCGCGAGUGCAUCUCCACGCUCGUCACCAUGGAGUACCUGGCCAUGAUGUGCGAGACGGCUGGCACGGAGAGCGUGCCCGCGCCGCCGGCUGGCUCGUCACAGUCGCACGUGCCCGGCUCGGCGGAGACCUCCAUUCAGCAGGUGCCGUUCUGCUUCGACCUGCCGCGCCUGCUGAGACGCUGUCAGCAGGCCGAGGUGCUGCUCUCCACGCUUGUGCAGGACCUUUCGGAGCUGGAGCUGCCCUCGCCGGCUGGCGACCCGGACCGCUACGAUCCCGACGCAGCUAACCGCGAGCUCUACCGACUUCUACUGGAUACGGUGGCGGCGCUCCACCAGCGCCAGGUGACGCUCACGGCCCGGGACUGUCGGCAGAUACCGCAGCUGGUGUGCGAGCGGGAGAGGACCGAGCGCCGGCCGCACCCGCCCUUCGCGCCAGACGCCGGCGGCAGGGUGGCCCGCUGGCGCUGCUACGUCAAGGCCAUCAGCCCGACCCACGUCAUGACCACGCUGCUGCCGGAGAGUUUCGACGACCUGAAGCUGCUGAUGGCGUCGGCGGGCUCCGACGGCUGUCAGUACGUGCCGGAGGACGCCGAGGAGAGCCUGCGCGCGCUGUUUGACGCCGACAGUCGCGCCGACAGUCUGGCCGACACAGUGGGCUCCGGCUCGGUGUCUGUGCCGCCGCGCUCCGCGUCCCUGAGUACGCGGCUGGCCGGCUGCGGCCCGGCCGCGCGCAGUCGCGCCUGCUCGGCCGGCGCUGCCGCCAAGAAGACGGUGACACUGGUGGCGGCGGAGACCGAGAGCGAGGAGGGUGCGCCGCGACCGCCGCGCCGCCGCUCCCGUCACCCGUCUUCUCCCUCCAAACUGCAGCACUGCGAGUCAGACCCGGCCCAGUGCCCGCACCGGUCCCGGUCCUUCCCCAACAGCGAUGCGGGCCAGCGGCGGCGCGCCGGCGGCCGCCCCAGCCGGCGCCGACCGGCGUUGCUCGGCUCACUCUCCCUGCCCGUGUACGUGUACGACUGUUCUCUGCGCUCACUGACGCAGCAGCUCGGCUACCGUGUGCGGCCCGGCCGGCCGCCGGACCUGUACCGAGACGCGCGCUUCUCCCUGUCGGAGGCGCCUCCGUCUCCGGGCUGGUCAGGCCGCGGCACGGACGAGCCGGCCGAGGACCCGCCGCACCUGGCCGAGCACUGCAACGUGCUGCAGCUGGCGCAUACGCGCUCCUUUGUGGUCGGCGUGUUCCGCUCACUGCAGGCCUGCCGCAGCGUACACCCUCUGGACGUGCAGUGGGCCAUAGACCUGUGUGACGAACAGCCCCUCGAGGUCGACAUCACCGACUUCCUCAAGACGAUCUGCGGCCACAUCCGCGACUUCACGAUGCGCUCGGCGGAGCAGCAGCGCCACCGGCCGGCCGACUGCGCUUCCGUGGCUGCCUCGGACUGCGAGCCGCACCUGCCGCUGUCCCUGCUGGCCAGCCACCAGCCGUGCGGCCGACUGCAGAAAGUGCACGCUGAGGUGCGCGCCAAGUUCGCCCGUCUGCUGCGGGCCAACUUCGGCACGGUGCCUUCCAGCCCGCAUGUGCUUUUCUACCUGCCGCCCGGGUUGCGGACGGGGCUGGAUGAUGAUAGCACGCUACCUGACGACUACCCAGAGAGAGUGCCCUCGGCGGAUAAUGACACCGGCACCGUCCAGCUCAACGACAUCGACGCGUCGGAUGUGUGGCGAGACGUGCAUCGUCAUCCGGAGGAGAUUUUCAGCGUGGUUACAAAGACGUCUCUGUUGUCUAACGUCGACUCUGAGUCGGUGGGAGAUCUUGACGACCGAGCUGUGGAAGUCGGUGACGAACGGGAGGAGGAGAACAUGCCGCCGCUGUUCCUGCAACUGACCUGCACCACGCGAACGGGUACUAACACGUACACGCGUCACAUCCUCGAUCUGCCCACCUGUAUCGGCGAGCUGGCCGGAGAGAUGACGGAGGCCGAGCUGCCGCUCGACUCUGUCCAGGUGACGCUGGACAUGUUGUGUCUGACGCUGCCCUACCAGGUGGACGCGCGGAUCUCGGAGCACACCAAGCACCAGGUGCGAGCGACCUCGUUCUGUUCGGACGGACUUGGCUCGUCGGAGGUGGUCGAGCUGGGUGCCUGCGGCAGUGACGACGCCAGCGAGCACGACAGCUUCAACGCCAGCCAGCUGGGCGCGCAGCUGGGCCACCUGAGCGAGUUCCAGCUGCAAGCGGUGACCGUGACCAAGGCUGAGGUGCAGUGGCUGCUGACGGACGAGAUUGCUGCCCUGCUGCUGGACAGCUUCCCGCCGCAGCUCGCUGUGCUCACCACAGUGGCAGACCACGUGCGGCGCUCGGCCGGCCAGAUCCAGAGCUCCCGCUCCCGCCGCGGCUGUGUACACAAACCGAUCCCGCUGUACUUUGUGUUCGGGCCGGACAAGAGCAUGGAUUUGUUCAUGCAAGAGUUCCGGCACUUGCAGGUUCCCGACUACAAGCUGGCACAGCUGGACAACCUCUACUAUCUGGUGCACGAGUCGUCCACCACGCAGCCGCUGACGUGGAAUCUGGUGCCGCCCCUGGGCUCGCUGCUGCCGCCGGCGCGCUUCUCGCCGCCGCUCGACUCGGCGGGUCUGCGGCCGCGCACGCCGGACGCCCUGAUGGCACAGACAAUGCUGGCGCGCUCCACCAGCGUCGAUCUGUGCCAGUACGCGGCCAGCUCCGGCUCCGUCUCAGACGCCGACGAGUGCACGCCCGAGAACCACCAGCGGCGGCCGGCGCCGCGCCGCCUGCGCCGCUCCAUGUCGCACCGACCGGAGGCGGCGCUCUGCGGCGAGGACCGCGAGGUGGCGGCGCUGUUCGUGCAGCCCCGGCGCCGACCGCGCAGCCAGGUCUGCGAGCCGGCCGCCGGCGGGCCGCUGGAGACCCGCCGCUGCCGCUCGGCCGCCGAGGUGCGCUCCGAACAGGUCGGCUUCCCGAGCGCCGAGGAGGGAGCUGCGGCCGGCGACAAGACCUGCCGGCCGGACGAGGCCGUGCACCAGGAGGGGUACGAGGGUGACGGCUCUGACUCGGAGCAGGACGUCGGCACGGACACGGAGCGCGGCGAGCACAUCCUGCUGCCGGCCUUCUGGCUGAUCCUGCGCGUCGCCGAGGACGCGGUCGACACCUUCUUCCACUGCCGCUACAGCCAGGAGGACAUCUGUGAGCGCAAGGCCGUGCACGAUCAGGUGAUUGCACGUAUCAACGCCAUCUGUCGGCGGGUGAACCAGAUGCUGCUGCUGCAGCAGCUUGAGCGCACGCGCUACUGCGACAGUCUCCUGGAGCCUGAGUCGAGCGCCGACAUCUCGGCUCGCCGCCGGGCCGGCGCAGAGCAGACGGACGGCGUGUAUGCGCUGUCGGCCGGCGGCUACAUUCGACCGGACGCCCUGUCACCCGACGAGCACAACCUGCACCACCAGGAGGCCAACGUCAGGUACCAGCCGGGCCACUUCAGCUGCGACGUCAGGUGGCAGGCGCGGUUCGCGCUGCACCCGCGGCUGCGCGGCGCAGCGCACGGAGCCACGCCCGGCCUGGCCUACCUGCGACAGGCGCUCGAAACGUUCGCCGUCAGCAACCGGCUCAACAUGUUCGUCUUCAAGGACCCCAAGCUUGGUGACGUCUUCUACCUGAGACUGAGGGAGUGCAGUGGCUCCGGUGGCCAUCCGUCCGGGGACAGUGCGUCGGCCGUCUCCCUGGACGAGCGGCUGGGCACGCAGCCGGCCCGGACCAGCAUCACCAGCCUCACCAAGGACGAGCCGCCGCGUGGCCGGUGUACCUCUGUCGGUGAACGUGACGCCAGCUACCGAAGCGACUCGGAGGAAGGAGUUCUGCUGCUGGUGCAUGGCAUCACGGAGCCAGGUCCGUGCAUCAAGGAGGACCUGGUGCGCCUGCUGCACAGCCGGCUGGACGAGCGGCUCCUGGAGCUCUUCACCAAGGCGCUGCUGAGGAACCCGCAGACCAAGCUGGCGCCGGAGGACGUGCACUUUAUCCAGCCGCCCAACACGCCGCCCGAUCACUGCCUCAAGUUCACCCUGCCGCCGUCUGCCAGCGGUCACCUGUCGUCGGUGGUCGGCUACCUGAGGAACAACCUGCUGCAGAUGCUGCACCAGCCCAAGUACACUGACACCAGGGAGGAGAACCAGUUCCGGGACUGGGGCAGCAGCGAGGAGUCUGAAAUGUUCCUGUACGUGCCGUCUGAGAAGCACGGUGGCCGCGGCAUGGCGUGCGUCUCGCUCUCGGCGGUUCGACCGGCCGGCGCGCCGGCGGCGCCUCCCUCGGACGACGAUCAGCACCACUGGAGCCCCAGUCGGUUCGAGGCGCUCACCACCACUCGGCUGUACGACCCGGAGGUAGACGGCGCUUCUGCCGUGCUGUUGCGGUUCAACAUCUGGGAGAAGGGGCGCGCCAACCUGUCGUGGCUGGAGCCGCGGCUGCCGUCGGCCAUCCGGUACGCCCUGUGGGACCGCUGCAUGGUGUGGCACGUACUGCCGCACUCGCCGCUGGAGGGCGCCGGACCGGGACCGGCGCGCGACCUCUCCGGUGCGCUCAGAGUGGGUGCGCCGCCACCACCUGCACUGCGCUCAUUCUCGCUGUUCGAGUCUCCGGCGUCGAGCCGCGCGGCUGCCUCCGGUAGUGGUGGCGACCAGACCCCGUCCAUCGUACUCACUUCGCCGGCACUGGAGACCGGCCGCCCGCUGGAGGACCCUCCUCCCUCGGCCAUGGCUCGGUUCCUGGACCGCCGCAUCUCGUCACCUCUGACCCAGCUACAGGACCCGCCGGCGGCCUGCUCGUCGGGUCAGUCAACGCCUCGCCGCCCCGCCUCCGGGGAGCCGGUACCUCUGCGACCCAUGUACGGGGACAUGCUGAGGCAGUGGCUGCAGUUCGGCAGUGAGCUCAGCGUGCCCAACCUCAAACGGCACACGGUCGUACUCAGCAACAGGUACACCGUUGGCGCGUUCGUGUCCGGUCUGAUGCGACUCAUUCAGGAAGAGUGUCCGUCUCUGAGCUGCCACAUAUGCCGAGCCGUGGACGGAGGUCACGUGCUGUGUGACAGUGCCGACCUGGACAGUCACGACUGCGAGGGACUGCUGCUGGUCGGACAUGGCCACAGGGAGGACUACGUGCGGAUGGCGGCGCACCGGCUGAGUUUCAGCGGUCAGCUGGGCACCCCGACGCCGGCCGAGUCGACGCAGUGCUCCUCGGUGCCCCCCUCCCCGGGUCCCUCCACGGGCAGCCACUCGUUCCGCAGCCCGGGCGACCUGACCGCCUCGCCCGGCUGUCUCACCACCUCCAUCCCACUGGCCAAACAGAAGCUGGCCUGGGCGCGGGUCAGCGGAAACCAGGUGGAGCUGUACACGUACAACUGGCCCAAGGAGAAGUGGGACCACCUGCACGUCAAGUGCUCGGACCUGUGUCAGUGGACGAACGCGCGCUGCUCUCUGCUGCACUCGAUCGUGGCGCAGAAGCUGGGUCUGUUCCACCAUCAGCCGUUCACCAGGCGGCCCGACCAGGCGGCCGGAGAGGCGCCAAACGCAUACCUGAACCAGAUGCCGCACAUUCUGCACCUGAUCCGCCAGUCGUCGCCGCCGGGCCAGCAGCCGGGCCACCGGAGCCACGCCGGCGCCCGCUCCCGGCUCUUCACCGAGACGCUGCGCGACUGUAAACCGGGCCCGCUGAUGGCUCCCGGCCCGACCGCCGACGCGGUGCUGCGGCACGGAACGCAGCUGUUCGAGGUGCUCAAGGCCAACAGGAAGGGAGACGAGCAGAAGAAGCUCUAUCACCAGUGCCAGACGCCCGAGUCACUGGACAAGGACUCGACCAUGGAGAGCUUCGUGCGCCUGCUGAAGGGCUCCGGCCGGCUGCUCCACUUCUGCUUCUCGCCGCUGCUCUUCCUGCCUUCCUGGCGCUGGCAGACAGCCGUCACCCGAGACCAGGCGCUGUCCACGGCGCGGGAGGUAGCGGCGCGCCCGCGGCCGCCCCGCGCGCGGCACCCCUCCGAGACCUCCUGCCGCUCGGGUGGCCGGCCGUCACCGCGACUGCGGCGUCAGGCAGCCGACGAACGGUGGCACGAAACGCUGUGCUCCUCGCUGUUGGGCGAGUACCUGCAGUACCUGCAGACGAUGCGCUUCCUGCCGCUGCAGUACGGCCUGAAGGGCCGGCGGCCGGACGCCCAGGAUCCGCCCGUGUGCGCCUACCUGCACCGGGUCAUCAUCGGCGGCGGCGGCUACCUCCUCUUCCAGAUCGGCGUCGAGGAGCCCUUCUUCUACGUGAAGCUGUACGCGCUGGAGGGACUGAGGAUGCGACUGCGAGGCCGCGCUCCGCCCGUCAACUCGCAGGCGCUGCAGAGUUUUCUGGUCGAGUGCGACCACAUCCGUGCGCACACGCACCUGCACUCUUACAUGCACGACUACCACCUGCGCAUGAUGCAGCAGUACGUCAGCGGGCGGCCGCUGAUGCUGCGCCAGGGUCUGCACAUCACCUCGUUCCUGGAGGAUUUCUACAACUACUACCCCAAGGGGCCGACGCACGCGAGAAACUUCAUGGCCACAGGUACAGUGACGAUCGAGGAACAGACGUCCACCUCGCCCGACCAGCUCUACAACUACCUGCUGACACACGAGAAACGCUACGAGAUGCGCGUGCUCCGCAUGAUCCCGCUGUUCGAGGACAGCGGCGAGGAGACGACGGAGGACGAGUAUGUACUGAUCCAGCUCAGUCAGCGCGAGGUGCACCGCUCCGAGUCGCCCAAGCAGUCUGUGAUGUACGACCUGGCGCUGGUGGUGUCCAGGGACCUGGCAGAUCCGGCCGCAGACACCCGGCUCCGGCUCAAGUUUUACGUGCUGAUGACCAGCAGACGGGAGAUCUACCCGACCAUGUUCAUCGAGCGGGUGUUUGAGAACUACCGGCGAGUGGACACUGCGCCUGGACUGCAGCAGACUGAAACUUCCGACUCGGCGGCGCCCUCAGGCGCGGGUAGGGUUCCUGCUCCGGAUCGGCGUCCCCAUCGGUCGGAGACCAGCGGCGCCAGCAGUCAGAGCGAUGAUAUGGCCACCAGCAGCUCCGGCAGCGGCUUCUUCAGCUCCUACGGCACGCUCAGGCCCGAGUCGGUGCACUACCUGGGCUACUUCUCGUCCCACGAGCAGUUCAUGCAGUCGGCUCUGGUGGAUGAGGUGAAGCGGGUCCGCCACCGCAUCGAGGAGGUGGUCGAGCGCGCCAAGGUCCACUGCAGCCAAGCGGAUGCGUUCACCAGGCGCGACUCGCUGUGGCAGCGACUACGUGACGAGGAUGACAGGAGUCGCAACUCGUCUGCCGGGCUGAGCUCUAUGCAUGUCCACGCGGUCUGGCGGCCGGCGGCUGAGCUGUGUUUGUCCCUGCAGUCUGCCGGCGGCCUGAGCUGCGCCGAGAUGGCCGAGCUCCUGACACUGGUCUGCUGCCGACCUCUGGACGAGAUGGACCCCCGACUGCGGCCGCUGGUGCAGCAGUCCACCUCCUGGUACACCGGCCUCAUCCGCACCCUGAUGAACAAGUACUCCGACUGCCACCGAUAUUACCAGUCUGAGUCUGGGUGCCAGCGGUUCCUGGUGGUGAUCCUGCCGGCCGAGACCAGCGCCCUGUUCGUGCUCGGUGUGGACGCCGAGGCUCCCUGUCGAACCGUGCAGCUCCAUCUGGUCACGCGAGAGGCUGCGCCGGGUGACACCCCGCAGGAUGGCGUGCCCCCGCCGGCCGCCGCCCCCUCGACUGGAUACGAUCAGCAACUGCUGCAUCGGCUGACAGAGGAGUUUGUCAACUGCUGCUGCUACCAGAUGUGGGCCAGCUUCAUACAGUAGAGGUCUGUGGGACCCAGCGGGCAUACGCUGCGUUAUUGGUAGCGGCCCAGUGCCGGGAGAAAGACAGAUACCGCCAACGAAUACACGCCUUGGUUGUAAACUGGCGAGGGGAUUUGGAUAUUCCAUGGAUGACAGGGGUGGUUUUCAGCUGUGCAGAGGUGUACAGAAUUCACACUGUCUUGGGCGUUCGAUUAGCGUUGUUAGUAGCCAGGGAUGUGUAGCAUGCUGCCUUGAAAAGCUCUCUUGCGAUGCGGUGGUCGCUGAAUCAGUCAGGCAAGGCUCGUGCAGUGACCGUCCGACCCAUGAUGAUACGAGAAGGGGCGUAUUGUGUUCGAGCUUCCCCGCACGAUUGUGAUAGCCGAGUUCGUUGCGGGCGUUGUGUUUGUCACGGGUUUUGAAAUGGUGCGGUGCGUACACAUUACACGUGCCAUUUGUCAUUGUCACAGCUUGUUUCCAUGCUGCUGCUGAUUUUUGUGUCGAACGCUUGUGGCGGCUCAGUCGGGCCGGACCCGCUUUCAGACAUUAGGUAAUGAGCAUCCCGGCGAGCUUAGACUAAGCGUGGAAAUAUGUUAAGUGUAGUGCGAGCUGUUGUUCAUUUGACGGAGCGAUGCGUAUGGGUGAAACAUGUUAUGGCGGACAAGUUACUAAGGUGUGUUAUUUUGUCUCAAAGUGAAACAUAAUUUCUUUGUUAUUGUGUAUCUAUGGGUCUCAUAGGGUAUCAUAUAACUUGAAUGACUGAAUGUCUGUAUGUGAACUGAUUUAUGAAGUGCCAGUUUUUACCGGGAUUGCCCUAUGAAAUAUAAAGUGAACUUAUAGUGCCUACUA
Molecule: messenger RNA, 11790 nt
Organism: Amphibalanus amphitrite
Lineage: Eukaryota; Metazoa; Arthropoda; Thecostraca; Balanomorpha; Balanidae
Product: KICSTOR complex protein SZT2-like
Exons: 46
Coding region: 172-10965 (3597 amino acids)
Cellular component (GO): peroxisome
Source: RefSeq, a predicted model, not a curated record